Benincasa hispida (wax gourd) is the source of this 802-nucleotide messenger RNA. Its product is annotated as bidirectional sugar transporter SWEET4. Gene Ontology annotation, biological process: carbohydrate transport. Lineage: Eukaryota; Viridiplantae; Streptophyta; Magnoliopsida; Cucurbitales; Cucurbitaceae. Gene Ontology annotation, cellular component: membrane. Gene Ontology annotation, molecular function: sugar transmembrane transporter activity. The record is from RefSeq and is a predicted model, not a curated record.
UAAAAACUCUCUUCACAAAAUUUUCUCAUUCAUUUCUUCUCAUCCUAAUUUCUUCAUCUUCUUCAUCUUCUUCACAGUUCUUCAAAAUGUUGAGCGCUACAGAAGCUCGUAACAUCGUUGGAAUCAUCGGAAAUAUCAUUUCAUUUGGUCUCUUUCUUUCACCGGUACCAACCUUUUACAAAAUCUAUAAGAGCAAAUCGGUGGAGGAGUUCAAACCAGAUCCUUACAUUGCAACAGUGUUGAACUGUAUGUUUUGGGUUUUCUACGGAACGGAUUGGGUUCAUCCAGAUAGCACUUUGAUUGUCACCAUUAAUGGCAUUGGCCUCGUCAUUGAGCUUUUUUAUUUGGCUUUCUUCUGUUGGUAUGCUGAAUCGAAAGCACGGAAAAAAGUUGGUAUUUGCCUUGUGAUUGAAGUAGUUUUCGUGGGCAUUGUUGCUCUAAUAACUCUUUUAACCUUACAUGGAACCAAGAAAAGAUCAUUGUUGGUUGGAAUCAUAUGUGACAUUUUCAACGUUAUAAUGUAUGCUUCUCCUCUAACCAUCAUGGCAAAGGUGAUAAAGACAAAGAGUGUUAAGUAUAUGCCAUUUACUCUUUCACUAGCCAACUUCCUCAAUGGUUGCAUUUGGACUGCUUAUGCUCUUAUCAAGUUUGAUAUCUAUGUCCUUGUUAGCAAUGGUCUUGGGGCAAUUUCGGGUCUUCUUCAACUUAUUCUCUAUGGAUUUUACUCGGGAUGCCGUCCAAAGAAGGAAGAAACUGAUCCCAAAACAAGUGAAGUUCAGCUCUCCGCUGCAUGAUCACACCA